AUGCCUCCAACAAGACAUACUCGUGCCAACAGCAACCCUGAAGGCACCCACAAUACCAAUAAUAACAAUGACAACCAGAAUGUCAACACAGGCACAGUAGAUCCUGCUGUUGCCCAACUAAUUCAAAUUUUGGCCCAACAAACUGCUCACUUUACCCGGCAACAGCAACAUCAAGAGAAUCCUAGGGUAACUUUUAAAACUUUUCAGGCAGUUCAUCCCCCAGAGUUUAAGGGCUCAGCAGAUCCCGUUGCAGCCCAAACAUGGUUAAAAGAAAUGGAAAAGUGUUUUGAGUUAGUUCCAGUAAGUGUAGAACAGAAAACAAAGUUUGCCAGUCAUUACUUAAAGAAUGAAGCGACGUAUUGGUGGGAAUCUGUUAAGAAUAUGGAAGGUACGGUUGAAAUUACUUGGGAAAGGUUUAAAGAAUUGUUUCUAGAGAAGUAUUUUCUUAGGUUUCUUCAGGAUCAGAUGGAAUUGAACUUUUUAGAGUUGAAACAAGGAAAUAUGUCUGUGGUGGAGUAUGAGAAUAAGUUUGCGGAAUUGGCCAGGUUUAUGCCAACUUAUGUAGAGACAGAUAGGCAGAAAGCAAAGAGGUUCCAGCAAGGUCUGAAGCCUUGGAUUAGAAGCAAGUUAGCUAUUUUGCAAUUGGAUACUUAUGCGGCAGUUGUUGAGAAAGCGAUGAUUGCGGAGACAGAAAAUGAGUUGUUCCAGAAGUCUAAGGAGAAUAAGAAGAGAAAGCCAGACAAUAGAGAAGGACUAUCUUAUCAAGGGAGAUUCCAGAAGAAAGGGUAA
Messenger RNA from Daucus carota subsp. sativus, 789 nucleotides. RefSeq lists its product as uncharacterized. The transcript has a single exon. The record is from RefSeq and is a predicted model, not a curated record. NCBI's taxonomy places the organism in Eukaryota, Viridiplantae, Streptophyta, Magnoliopsida, Apiales, Apiaceae. Bases 1 to 789 code for a protein of 262 amino acids.